UUGAAAAAAUUAUCUAAAGAUACCUGUGUAAAUGUGUGGUGACAUUAAAUUAAGAAGGAACUUAGUACAUGUAAUAACGGAACAUUUUUUAAGGUGAAUUGCAAUCUACUGUUUAAGUGAUCAUUUUAGUAAAUUCGGAUAAAUAACUAUUCGAUUGCCAAUGUGGGUUAACUCGUCUUUUAUUUGAUAUUUACAGGACAAGAUGUUGAAAACGUCGAACAAAGUAUUUACAGCAUUAUUCGUACUUAUAAUGAUAUUAGUCAUAAUGGUGAAUUUGACAGUGCUAUGCUUUAUCAUUUACAGAAGUGUUAAAAAAUCUUCAAAUAACAUUUUAUUAUUGUCCCUUUGUAUUGCGGACCUUUGUGUUGGUAUUUUUGUUAUACCAAACCAGAUUUUCAUUGUCUCAACCGUAGCAGAAUGGAGCCCUGUUAUGUGUAAAAUGUGUCUUUACAUGGAAUUCACUGCGGCAUUUGCAAGUGCAAUGACCUUGACCUGUAUUGCAAUUGAUCGUUUCCGAGCGAUUAUGUCCCCAAUCAAAUACAAACAAACAAAAGAAAAAGUGUCAAAAAUAACGGCCGUCAUUGUAUGGAUUUCUGCUUUUCUCUACUCGUUCAGGGCUUUGUUUGUGUUUGACGUUAUUGAAGCUGAGAUGACAAUGAAUAAUAUGACAGUUAUUCAAAAAAGGUGUACCGUACCGAUCAAAAUUCAACCAUAUCACAACGCUUUAAUUAUAACUGAUUUCAUCCUGUUAUUUGGAGUGCCUGGAAUUGUAUUACUUGUCACCAAUAUCGUAGUUUCAGUAUAUCUUAAUAAACAAAAACUGUCAAAUUCCGAUCAGAUGAUCCAAAAAAGACAAAAGGCUAUACGUUUGCUUAUUGCAAUGGUCGCCAUUUUUGUCACAUGUCAUUUGCCGUUGUUUGUUAUAAGACUUUGUAUGUUAACACACAAAGUCGAAAACGGAAUGGUUUGGAUUCGAUCUUUUCUCGUGUUGUCUUUCGUUAAUAGUUUUAUCAAUGUCUUUUUCUACAGUUCGCUCAAUGAAGAUGUAAAGAAACUGAGAAAUAUAAUCUUGAAUAGAAUUUGCUUUUCUGGUCAGGAACGUACGACUUCAUCUGUGCAUCCGCUUACGACGUCUGUAACAAACUUGACAUAAGUGUUUCCAUUUGACCUCAUAGAUGUUCUUUUAAAACAUUAGAGAAGAGACCUAACAGUUAUUACAAAUACAAACAACGAUCCCAGUGCCUCAGACUAGUGCUGUAAAAGAAUUUUUUGUUAUCUUGAGGUGGAACACCAGAGUACCAUUAUAAAACAUGUCUGAUUAAAAGAACAUUUAGCUAUAGAAAUCGGAACAGUAAAUAACAAUUCAACUACAUAUACGAGCUGAGUAAUCAGAAAGACGAACUGCUUUAGAAAUCGGAACACCAGAGAACAGUUCUAAUACGUGUAUAAUCAGAAAAAAAUCAGAUCUAUAUCGGAACACUAGAUAACUUCACGAAUACUCAAAAGGACAAACUGCUAUAGAAAUUGGAACACCAGAGAACAAUGUCAAAACAUGUGUCUACUCUGAUUUACUAACAGAUAUAGAAAUCGGUAUACCAAAGAACAAAUCUAGCACAUGUAUAAUUAGAAAAAAACAAAUAGCUAUAAAUAUCGGAACACUAGAUACAUUUUUUGUAACAAUCCAACUACCGGUACAUGCACAUGUGUACUCAAAAGGACGAACUUCAAUAUAAAUCAGAACACCAGAGAACAAUUUCAAAACAUGUGUCGACUCUGAUCAACAAAUAGCUAUAGAAAUCGAAACACCAGAGAACAAUUCAAACACAUGAUAUAUAAUCAGAAAAAAACCCCGAAUAGCUAUAUAAAUCGGAACACUAGAUACCAAUAUCACUACACGUCUACUUACAAGGACAAACUGCUAUAUAAAUUGGAAAACCAGAGAACAAUUUCAAAACAUUGUCUACUCUAAUCAACAAACAGCUAUAGAAAUCUAAACGCGAGAGAACAAUUCCAGAACGUGUGUCUACUCUAAUUGACAAAUAGCUAUAGAAAUCAGAACACGAGAGAACAAUUUUAAAACGUGUGUAUUCUCUGAUUAACAAACAGCUAUAGAAAUCGGAACACAUGGACACAAUUUCAAAACAUGUGUCUACUCUUAUAGAAAACUGCUAUAGAAUUCGGAAUACCAGAGAACAAUUUCAAAACAUGUGUCUAUUCUUAUGAACAAAAAGCUAUAGAAAUCGGAACACCAGAGAACAGUUUCAAAACAUGUGUCUACUCAGAUAAACAAACAGCUAUAGAAUUCGUAACAUCAGAGAACAGUUUCAAAACAUGUGUCUACUCUGAUUUAAAAACUGCUCGGAACACCAUAUGACAAUUCAAAAAAAAAUGUAUAAUCAGAAGAUGUAAUUUUAUGAUCUAUCGCUAUGAAUUUGAUCCAAGCAUGAGAAAUGACAUAUGUUCUUACCUACUUCCCCGCCUUAUAUUGGUAUCGUCAAUUAAUUAUAAUGCAAGUCAACAAUAAUUAGACUGAAAAUGGUGGUAAAGUUUGUUGGUUCUAUUGUUUUGUUUGGUAAGAAUUAACUUUGUAUUUAUGUAAAGAAACAAAUUGGAAAUAAAGGAAUCAAUUUAGACGUA
Mytilus californianus (California mussel) is the source of this 2637-nucleotide messenger RNA. Its product is annotated as somatostatin receptor type 2-like. The transcript has 2 exons. Lineage: Eukaryota; Metazoa; Mollusca; Bivalvia; Mytilida; Mytilidae. Gene Ontology annotation, molecular function: peptide binding; G protein-coupled receptor activity. The record is from RefSeq and is a predicted model, not a curated record. The coding region runs from base 203 to 1153 and encodes 316 amino acids. Gene Ontology annotation, cellular component: membrane. Gene Ontology annotation, biological process: G protein-coupled receptor signaling pathway.